AUGAUCCCGUUGGAGAUUCGACGCAUGAUCUAUUCCUACGUGCUGGGUGGCCAAGUGGUGCAUUUCUGGACGUGGAACGGAGCUCCGCAGGCGAGAAUUUGCUGGGAUAAAGACGGGUGCAAUAGUGAUUAUAUCGACUGGGAAUAUCAACGCAAAGGUUUGCGUUUCGAUCUUGCCCUGCUUCGAACAUGUCGAUCGAUAUAUACAGAAGCAGUCGAUUAUUUGUACUUCGCAAACACUUUCUCCAUAUGGAACGUCGACUACGUCAGUCCAACCAUCAAGCUUCUCUCAUAUUACUUUCUUCCGCAGCGCCUCCAGCUAGUCCGCGACUUGCGCAUUCAUUGGUCGUUCUGUCCAGAUUCCGAAUCUUGGUUGGAGGAUUGGAAAGCUAUUAGUAAGAUGAAGGGCCUACAGCGGUUACAUGUCACCGUUACGAAUCCGUGGCUAGGAAGACCGGGCCACUCCACUGAUGACACAUGGCGAGACAAAUUGACGGAAAUUAUGGCGGCGGUCAGGAAUAUCACAGCUCCGGGCGACUUUGUUCUUUACGUGCCGGACAUCAAGUGGUUGGAAUGGUCAGCGGACGUGGAUCUUGGAGAUUCUAAAUGCGUAUUCAGAAUGGCGGAGGAACCGACCGGGGUUAGCUGUAUUAGCUGA
Molecule: messenger RNA, 657 nt
Organism: Parastagonospora nodorum SN15
Lineage: Eukaryota; Fungi; Ascomycota; Dothideomycetes; Pleosporales; Phaeosphaeriaceae
Exons: 2
Coding region: 1-657 (218 amino acids)
Source: RefSeq, a predicted model, not a curated record